Messenger RNA from Drosophila kikkawai, 1364 nucleotides. It is a transcript of the gene Adk1, whose product is annotated as Adenosine kinase 1. Gene Ontology annotation, molecular function: adenosine kinase activity. Lineage: Eukaryota; Metazoa; Arthropoda; Insecta; Diptera; Drosophilidae. Gene Ontology annotation, cellular component: nucleus; cytosol. The record is from RefSeq and is a predicted model, not a curated record. Gene Ontology annotation, biological process: purine nucleobase metabolic process; purine ribonucleoside salvage.
UGGGGAAUUAUGGCUUUUCUCCUCCACUCACAUCUCUCGUUAAAUCAGUCAAAAUAAGUACAAAAUUAGGCAGCAUGAACACGAGCUAGACCCGGAAGCCAAUCCUUAGGACCCAAGUCGCUGCAGGAUCAGUUUAGGGAAUGUUCUUUAGACUUUUAACCAACAGUCGAUCCCAUUGCUCCCGUCCCACCCAAUCCCUCAGAUAUAAAAGCCACCUUGGGUCCCGAGCUGCUGACUGGCGUUUCUGCAACGAUCGAGAUGGACCUGCCCGAGGGAAUCCUAAUGGGCUUCGGCAAUCCCCUUUUGGACAUCACCUGCAUCAUCGAGGACAACACGAUGCUUGAGAAAUUCGGCCUGAGCCCCAACGCCGCCAUCAUCGCCGAGGAAAAGCACGACGCGCUCUUCGACGAGCUAAUGAACAUGGAGAAUGUCAUUUACUCGGCGGGUGGAGCAUGCCAGAACACGAUGCGGAUCUUCCAGUGGAUCGUGCAGACUCCCCGACGAGGAAUCUUCACUGGAGCAGUGGGUAACGAUAAGCUAGGCGACCGCAUCGGCAAGAGGGCGAAGGCCGAUGGCCUGUUGACUCUAUACCAGGUGAAGGAAGAGUUGCCAACUGGUUCUUGCGCCGUGAUUAUCAACGGCUUGAACCGCUCAAUGGUGGCCAACCUCGGUGCCGCCUCUCUAUUUACCGAUGAGUGGAUGGAUGACGAGGAGAACCUUUGCUAUUUGGAGCGCUCACAGUUCUUCUACUUCACCGGCUUCUUCAUGGCCGUUUGCCCGUCUGUCGUUGAGCGCGUUUCCAAAAUGUGCGCCGAGUCCCACCGACUGAUGAUCCUCAAUUUUAGCGCCGUUUUCGUGCUGCAGAUGCAGCGCGCCGCUCUCAUUCAGGUCAUGCAGAACGUGGACGUCAUUAUCUGCAAUAAGGAGGAGGCUAUCGCCUUUGGCGAUGCCAGCGGCUGGAAGACAAAGAACAUCUUCGAGGUCGGCCACAAGCUGCAGUCAAUGCCCAAGGCCAACAUCCGUCCGCGCCUGGUGUUAAUCUUGGACGCCACUUGUCCUGUGCUGUGCUUCCAGGAAAACGAGCGCAUCCUGGAGUACCCCGUGCCAAAGGUAGACAAGAGCAAGAUCAUUGACACCAACGGCAGCAACGACGCAUUUGUCGGUGGGUUCCUGGCCAUGUUUGUCCAAAAAUUGCCACUGGACUACUGCAUCCGCACCGGCAUAUUCGCUUCCCAUCAGACACAAAACGUGAUAGGCGUUCAGAUCGAAAAGCUGCCGAAAUUUAAUGAGAUAUGCAUGUAAAAUUUAAUCAGGGAUUUUGUUUAAUUUCUGAAAGCUUAAUCAAAAUUUUAUUACAACGUAAA